GACACAAAACAUAACCUCAAAAUACAUCUGUUUAUUAAUUUACUUAUAUCAUCCAUAAAAAUAUGUCGAUGCCAAGAUCUUUGCCACAAAGCAAGGAAGCUUUAUUAAAAUCGUACCGAACCAGAUUGAAAGACGACGUUAAAAGUAUGCUCGAAAAUUUUGAAGAAAUUGUAAAAUUAGCAAAAGGAGAACACGAUACUCAAUUAUCAAGGAUGACUCAGUGUGAACAAGAUACAUAUGAAAUGCAUGUGAGAGCAUCUAAUAUUGUUCGAGCAGGUGAAUCUCUUAUGAAACUAGUGUCUGAUAUCAAGCAGUACCUGAUUUUGAACGACUUUCCCUCCGUUAACGAAGCCAUCACACAAAAUUCCAAACUAUUUAGAACAAAACAAACAGAAUGUGAUCAAAAACUAAUGUCUCUGAGAGAUGAUAUGGCUGCAGAUUUAUAUGAUUUAGAAGAAGAGUAUUAUAGUAGUCUUAAUAAAUAGUUUAUAAGAAAGCUUAGUUGAGUAAUUAAAUAAAACUUUUAUAAAGUAA
This is a messenger RNA of Aethina tumida (small hive beetle), 534 nucleotides long. It is a transcript of the gene MED22, whose product is annotated as mediator of RNA polymerase II transcription subunit 22. NCBI's taxonomy places the organism in Eukaryota, Metazoa, Arthropoda, Insecta, Coleoptera, Nitidulidae. The coding region runs from base 63 to 485 and encodes 140 amino acids. The transcript is spliced from 3 exons. Gene Ontology annotation, molecular function: transcription coregulator activity. Gene Ontology annotation, biological process: regulation of transcription by RNA polymerase II. Gene Ontology annotation, cellular component: mediator complex. The record is from RefSeq and is a predicted model, not a curated record.